This is a messenger RNA of Gavialis gangeticus (Gharial), 2801 nucleotides long. RefSeq lists its product as uncharacterized. The coding region runs from base 410 to 1828 and encodes 472 amino acids. The record is from RefSeq and is a predicted model, not a curated record. The transcript has 5 exons. Lineage: Eukaryota; Metazoa; Chordata; Crocodylia; Gavialidae.
ACAGGGCUGCUCCCUUUAUAAGUCACUGCUGGCUGUGUGCCCGUUUACAGUUCAGCAACCUCUGAAAGGAACAGCCCCCUGGCUGCUGCUGCUGCCGCCGCUGAGAGCGUUUUAGUUUCCUCUAAGGAAAGACUCCAUAGUUCUGGAAAGUGGGAAGGGAAAAUAGACAUCGCUCCGUGGGCUGCUUCUCUCCCCCUUCUUUCUUCAGACAGCCUGUCACAGUGAUAAGAUGAGAAAGCUGGGAGCCAAGGAGCAUUUGAUUUAAAGCAAACAGUGAUAGCCCUAAGGACAGCAAGGGGCGUUGACCGCUGGAAGAAUGGCUCUGCCACACUCAAAUCCUCCUACCUGUCAGUGACUGGACCGAGAUUUGCAGGACACAUCUCCAUUUGGAUGGCAAUUGAAUGUCUCCAUGAUGUUCAGCUGGCACAAGACAUUCACUGUUGGAGCUCUGUGGAGAAGAGCAGGCAAGAAGAGCCCUCCCUCUGAGGACAAAGUCGUGCUGACUCACAUGAAGAUGCUAAGCUAUGAAGGGAGUCAGGAUCUGGAGCCUCCUGCCGCUCCAGAUUGUGCAGAAGAAUCCAGGCUUCCCCCAGUCAACAUCCAGGGAAACCUUGAUGUAACAGACACUCCAGCAAAUCCAGAUUACACGGCUGGCCUGUCUGAUCUCAGCACCUUGGAAACCCAGUGCCGGCUCCACAGAUUCUCCAAAUUUGAAUCUGAGGACUCUGGGGUUGAGUUGCCAAGUGGGGCUAAUUCUCCAUCCACACCAAAGGGCUCUGAGAAGAGUUUUGUGCUUCACAGCAGAGACUCCUCUUGUGAUUCUGGAGUGCUCAGUGCCUCUUCCUCUCCAGAAAUUGACCACCUUAUAAUGAGAACAUGUCAAGAACCUGGAGAAGCUAAUCCCAACAGGAAUGCUCCAGAGAGCAAGAAUCAAGUGGAGCAGUACAGCCAGGUGGUAGACUCUAUGCAGAUUCCUACAUCUUCCCUGGAAGAUUUCAGCAAUUGUCAGAAGGGAGAAAGUCCUGAUCAACAUUUUGGCCAAAGCAAAGGGCAGUCUUUAGAAGAGGAACCCAGCAAAGAGACAGACCUCCCCAUUCAUGACACUCCUCCAACUGUGCCUCCCAUGGAAGAGCAAAAGACCACCACUAGCCAUUACAAAGAGACCUUUGGCAGCAUGCAGGAUCUUCAAAUUCAUGGAAAUCAACUUAAGAAAUAUCCCACGAGUGACAGUCUGGAUGAGUACAUGGAUGAGUGCUGUCGAUUAAGUGAGGUGAAUCAAGGGAACACCAAGGUGCUUGGCUCUGGCCUCGGGUAUCUGGAACACAUCUGUCAGCUCAUCGAGAAAAUUGGACAACUACAGGAGCACAACCUCCGGCUCCAAAAACAAGUGUGCAGCUUGCAGAAAGAGCAGAAGAUGUACCAGAUAAAGGAGGAGUAUUUUCUGCAGCACUGCUCCUGUGGAGCUGCCAGCAUCUUGCUCAAUUCGUACCAGGAGGUGAAGAAACUUUUUACUGGGAGGAGCAGACCUCAUAGUCUCUUGGUUCAGAAUGGAAACCACUCUGAUCUUUCAAUCAUUCCAGAAAUAGCAGUCCACAGCGAAAAGCUGAGCAACUACAGAGGAAGUGGCAGACACCUGGCAUCUGGAAACAGUCAGCUGGUGACUGGGCUCAGGAAAUCAUCAAGUAAACGGAGUAGCGAGGAGAAUGAGUUCAGAGAUUCUUAUAAUGUAACUGAUGUACAAGCAUUAAAGGACCAAGCUAUGAAAAAGGUGAGAGAUAAACUCAGAGGCAGAAACAAUGAGCAGGCCCUAAUGACAGGGCUGAGAUAAAAAGAUCAGUGCUGUCCCACAAAAUGGCAUGAGAUCAGCCUGGGGAUUUAGACAUGGUUCAAGCUUAGGGGCUGAUCUUGAAAGCUGCUGACAACUGGAAGGAUGUUAGUGGGGUUCAGUGAGAGCUCUGGGUGCUUAGCACUUCUCAUGAUUAAAGCCUAAAUGAACACAUUGGGUGUGUCUCCAAAGCAACAUGCAAGUGGGAUUGUAGCAUGUGCUGGAAUUUGUGCACUGGCUUGAUUUAGCCAGACAGGUAACAAUAGCAGUGAAGAUGCAGCAGCACAGGCUUUAUCAUGUGCUAGCAACUAGAGGGCCUGAAGGGAGUUUGCUGUGUAGACAUGGAGUUUGAUGCAGUUGAGGCUGACCUGGAGCACGUUGGCAUAACCAGCCUGCACCCCAAUGCAUAUGGGAGGGAAACUCAUUUACUCCAGCCUGACAGAGUUUAGGUGAACACUCUUCCUCUCUUAUUCUUCUCCAUUGUUUGCAACUGCCUCUGUGCUUUCUGGUUCUGGGGGAAGAUCAGAAAGACGAGGAGUGAGUCUGUAAUCAUAGUAUUUACAGCUUGACAGGAAAGAGGAAGAAGUGGAAUUUUGUGAGAAAGACUGUUCUCAUGGACUUCCCAGACCAGUGUUGCAGACUCCAGAGAUUCAGAUUAUUUGGAUGAGCUCCAGGGAUCCAGCCAAAGUUUAGGCACGUGCUUAACUUUAAGCACAGAAAUAUAGCUAGGGGAUACAACCAUAUUUGUAUUAUGGCAGUGGCCCCGGACCUGAACCAAGAUCAAGGCGUUAUUAUGAUAAUACUGUGCUGUUCGCUUUACAGAUGAGACAUAAGAAGGAUAGGGAAAAGAAUGGGUCAUUAUCCUCAGGUUAUAGAAGGGGACUGAGCUAUAAAGAGAUUUAGGGACUUGAGCAAGGUAAAGCAAGGAGCCUGUGGGAGAAUCUACAUGAGAUGCUUACUGCAGAGCUGCCUAAUG